Molecule: messenger RNA, 450 nt
Organism: Rhizopus microsporus ATCC 52813
Lineage: Eukaryota; Fungi; Mucoromycota; Mucoromycetes; Mucorales; Rhizopodaceae
Exons: 1
Coding region: 1-450 (149 amino acids)
Source: RefSeq, a predicted model, not a curated record
AUGCAGGAAGGAGGUAUGGCUAUGCCAACGGUUGUUAAGCAGCAUAUGAUUUCUCGUAGCAACGCAUGCAGGUCAUUCAAAGAGUUCAGCUUGAGUAAUAGUACGGUUUUACCCAGAAGUGCGUCAAAUAAAAUUAACAAAGGCACGCCUCAGAAGCUCUUUACCGAACACAGUCAGUUUUUGAUGGAUUAUUUUGAUAAGCACCCAUCCUCCACACUUGGUUUGGCUAGAGAAGAACUGUUUUUUCAUUUUGAAGGCUUGGUCAUCUUACUCACUGCUUUAUGGAAACAUUUGACGGAACAUCACUUUUUCUCUUUGAAACAAGCAUCGAAGUACAAUUUGGAUAGAGAUGUUGAAAGAACCAUCCUUCUUUGUCAUGAAAUCGUAAACAAAUGGAUAGAGGUAGGUGUAGAUUUCCAAAAGAAUUGCGUUGUUAUCAAAAUAAAAUAA